Coregonus sp. 'balchen' is the source of this 17696-nucleotide messenger RNA. The record is from the annotation of a GenBank genome assembly. Lineage: Eukaryota; Metazoa; Chordata; Actinopteri; Salmoniformes; Salmonidae.
AUGGUGUCGACUUUCAAUGCAAGUAGGUGAAUUAGAAAUGACCGUAAAGUCUGUAGAAAUUAUGACUGACCACUGUAGGUUUUUUAUGUAUACUCCCUUUGUGGUAUUACGGUCAUCCAUGGUUUGUAAAGUGUACCAUCCCUUGUAGUGAUGCUUUUACUACUAUUCUGUCCACAAUCUGUGUCAAGGCCAAUUUAUGUUAAGUCACAUCUCCAGUGAAAUUAGCAUCCUCGCUAAUCUGCCCCCCACGUCAGCCCUCCUGGGUAAUCAAGUCACAGUGAGGGGGUUAAUGCUGGGUAAUUGUCAAUCAAUCACAGACAGAGUCCUCACAGAGACUGUCCUCUCCUCUCUCCUCUCCUCUCCUCUCCUCCCUCCCCUGCAGGCUUAUCCGGGAGCACCUGGGAGAGCAGGAGGUGUCCAUCACCCUGACCAUUGACUCGGUGGAAGAGGCUGAUCUGGGGAACUACUCCUGCUUCGUGGAGAAUGGCAACGGCAGACGACAGGCCAACAUCCAGCUCACAAAGAGAGGUGGGACACAGACACACACAACAUCAGUCUACUGAGAGUUGGUUUAGAGAAGACAUUGCCAAGCUGAGUUUUCACUUAAAAUCAUAAUUAUCCAAAGGUUAUUCUGUCUGUUUCAUUUUUUAGAUACACGCUUAAUGUCACAUCAACGUCAAACAUUGAAAUGUGUUUUCAGGCUGGAGACAGACAGACAGACAGACAGACAGACAGACAGACAGACAGACAGACAGACAGACAGACAGACAGACAGACAGCUGUUAUCUUUCAGCCAAUUCAGAGAAGUAGCAGAGGGACAGGGUUCAUCUCUGUCUGUUUUCCUUUCAAAUCUUGGUGGUCAGAGCUCAUUGGCUGACUAAUGUCUACCAGAGCAGGGACUCAAUGCAUCUCCAUCCAUCACCAUGGUGACAGCUUUAGCCUCAUUCCAGAGCUUGUCCCGAUCCCACAACACCACAACAUCAGCCAUCCACCAGACAGGGCCUGAUCCCACAACACCACAACAUCAGCCAUCCACCAGACAGGGCCUGAUCCCACAAUACCACAACACCAUUCAUCCACCAGACAGGGCCUGAUCCCACAACACCACAACACCAGCCAUCCACCAGACAGGGCCUGAUCCCACAACACCACAACACCAGCCAUCCACCAGACAGGGGCUGAUCCUACAACACCACAACACAAACCAUCAACCAGACAGGGCCUGAUCCCACAACACCACAACACCAGCCAUCCACCAGACAGGGCCUGAUCCCACAACACCACAACACCAGCCAUCCACCAGACAGGGCCUGAUCCCACAACACCACAACACAAACCAUCAACCAGACAGGGCCUGAUCCCACAACACCACAACACAAACCAUCAACCAGACAGGGCCUGAUCCCACAACACAAGCCAUAAGCUAGACAGCCAACAUGAUAAAGUGUGAUGUCAAUAGCCAUCAACUAGACAGCCAACAUGAUAAAGGGUGAUGUCACUAGCCAUCAACUAGACAGCCAACAUGAUAAAGGGUGAUGUCACUAGCCAUCAACUAGACAGCCAACAUGAUAAAGGUGGUUGUCACCAGCCAUGAACUAGACAGCCAACAUGAUAAAGGGUGAUGUCACCAGCCAUCAACUAGACAGCCAACAUGAUAAAGCGUGAUGUCACCAGCCAUCAAUUAGACAGCCAACAUGAUAAAGGGUGAUGUCACCAGCCAUCAACUAGACAGCCAACAUGAUAAAGUGUGAUGUCACCUGCCAUGAACUAGACAGCCAACAUGAUAAAGGGUGAUGUCACCAGCCAUCAACUAGACAGCCAACAUGAUAAAGGGUGAUGUCACCAGCCAUCAACUAGACAGCCAACAUGAUAUAGGGUGAUGUCACCAGCCAUCAACUAGACAGCCAACAUGAUAAAGCGUGAUGUCACCAGCCAUCAACUAGACAGCCAACAUGAUAAAGGGUGAUGUCACCAGCCAUCAACUAGACAGCCAACAUGAUAUAGGGUGAUGUCACCAGCCAUCAACUAGACAGCCAACAUGAUAAAGGGUGAUGUCACCAGCCAUCAACUAGACAGCCAACAUGAUAAAGGGUGAUGUCACCAGCCAUCAACUAGACAACCGAUAUGAUAUAGGGUGAUGUCACCAGCCAUCAACUAGACAGCCAACAUGAUAAAGGGUGAUGUCACCAGUUAUCAACUAGACAUCCAACAUGAUGAAGGGUGAUGUCACCAGCCAUCAACUAGACAGCCAACAUGAUAAAGCGUGAUGUCACCAGCCAUCAACUAGACAGCCAACAUGAUAAAGGGUGAUGUCACCAGCCAUCAACUAGACAGCCACAUGAUAAAGUGUGAUGUCACCAGAACCAAACAACCAUCUUGCUCCUAGUGUGAUGUCACCACCACCCUAACACCACUACUUGCUACUUAUUCACCACCUCCUACCGCCCACCGCCACCUACACUAUCCCACCCUCAUCACUUAACUCCCAUUUAUUCCCCCAUCACUCUACACCCCUCUUCCCCAUCCUCCCUAUCGCUAUCCCCACCACCCUCAUCCUCUCCCUCAUUCCUAACCUCCUUUCCCUCAUCCUCUAACCUCCUCUUCCCUCAUCUCUAUACCCCCUUUCCCUCACCCUCUACACCUCCUCUUCCCCAUCCUCUCCUACCCCUCACCCACCCUCAUCCUCUACCUCCUCUUCCCUCAUCCUCUACCUCCUCUUCCCUCAUCCUCUACAUCCCCACUACCCUCUCCUCUACCCUCCUCUCAUCCUACCUCCCCCACCCCCUCAUCCUCUACCUCCUCUUCCCUCAUCCUCUACCUCCUCUUCCCUCAUCCUCUACCUCCCCACCCCCUCCAUCCUCUACCUCCUCUUCCCCCAUCCUCUACCUCCUCUUCCCUCAUCCUCUACCUCCCCACCCCCUCAUCCUCUACCCCAUCCCUCCUCUCUCCCUCAUCCUCUACCUCCUCUCCCCACCUCUACCUCCUCUUCCCUCAUCCUCUACCUCCCCACCCCCUCAUCCUCUACCUCCUCUUCCCCCCUCUACCCUACCUCCCUCCUACCCCCUCAUCCUCUACCUCCCCCCUUCCCCUCUCCUCUUCCCUCUCUCUACCUCCCACCCUCAUCCUCUACCCUCCUCCACCCCCUCUCCAUCCCUCUACCCCCCUCCCUCUUCCUCUCCCUCUACCCUCCUCCUCUCCCCCCAUCCUCUACCUCCUCUUCCUCAACUCUACCUCCCCACCCCUCAUCCUCUACUCCUCCUCUUCCCCUCCCUCCUCUCCCACCUCUCUCUUCCCUCAUCCUCUACAUCCUCCCCUCUCCCUCAUCCUCUUCCCUCCAUCCUCUACCUCCCCUCUUCCCUCAUCCUCUACUCCUCCCUCUCCACCCCUCAUCCUCUACCCCUCUUCCCUCACAUCCUCUACUUCUACCAUCCUCUACCUCCCCCCCACCCCUACCCUACUCAUCUUCCCUCCCUACCUCCUCUACUCUCCCUCCCACCCCCUCUCCUCUAAUCCCUCUUCCCUUCCUCAUACCCUCAUCCCUACCUCUCCCCACCCCCUCAUCCCUACCUAUCUCCUCUUCCCUCAUCCUCUACCUUCUCAUCCUCUACCUCCCCACCCCCUCAUCCUCUACCUCCUAUUCCUCUACCCUCCCCACUCACCAUCUAAACCACCUGUUCUUCCUCCAGCUGAGGCCUCCUUCCCUCUCUUCUCUUUUCCUCCUCUCCCCUCUCCUCUCAUCCCUCCUCUCCUCCUUUCCUCCUCUCUCCCCUCCAUCUCCUGGUUGAAUCAAAGAUCUUGGUGCCGUGUAUCAGCGCACCGUCGGUCAGGUGUCAGAGAUUACACUAAAGAGGUCCAUUCUUCUCUGCCUGGCGCCCAUAGCCCACAUCCUGACGUUCUCCGCCCAGAGAUUAAGACAAAUGAUCUCCCAGCGGUCGGGGAACGUGCCUCACUUACAGAGCGAUAGAUUUGACAGAGCUACUGGGCACCUCUCCAUUCAUCAUGUUUCCCCCCACCUCCUCCUCACAGGGUUAGUGUGUUUGGAGAGACGGCUGCCAUUGGGAUUUGUCAGUGAGAUGUGGGUGUGGUGUGGAGGGUGUGGAGGGUGUUGAGUUGUGGAGGGUGUGGAGCGUGUUGGCUGCACUGUGCUGCGUCUCCAGGGGAGAGAGGCGGAGGACGAUGGAUUGAUUUCAUCAUUAGGAAGACAAAGGGUACCUUAUUUGCCUGCUGGGUAUUGAAUGAAAGCAUCCAUUAUAAUAGAUGAGUUCACUGGGGAAGCCUUCUCUGUGGAACUGGUUCAAGUAAAUCCUUCAGAUUUAGGAAUGAUUUGGGCUCCAUGGUCCUUCAACUCAAGGGCCUGAGUUGUAGACCUCUGAAUCACUGUUGAAUAGAGCCGAAAGUCAAUGUAGUAUUAAACAAGCUAUAUAGAGGUCCAAGGUUGUUGUCACUAUUGACUUUAUGACCCUGCCAGAAAACAACCACAACAACAAGGCAGCCAUUUUUGCCACUCUGAAUAAAGAUUAAGCAGCCAGUGUCAAAUCGACAACAAAUGGUGUCAAACCUGACAAAUCUCUCAAUAAAACCCAUGGAUUAAAAUGAUGAAAAUAGCAGCCUUUCUAUCCAUCCGUCGUCGUUGUCUCAAGGUCGCAAGCCUCGGUGGUGCAUCAAAACACACUGAAAACAAUGUCCAUUAAAGCCAAGGUCCACUGGCUUGUUUUCUCCGUCCCCGCCCCGAGCACUCCUCUCCUCUCCUGGCUCGGGCUCUCUGUAAUUUUCUGUCACAUUUCAUGCACCCGUUGCCACAAUUUAGCACCUCAAACAGAGUAAAUUAUUCUCACCUUGUACAGCCGAUGCUGAUAAAUCAGUGAGGGCCAGUGUCAUCUUCCAGGCCAGACCUGAAUGCACCGCCACCGACCGAGGCUGAACGGCUGCCAUUAAUAAGUUAUUAGAGCAGCAAUGCCAGAGGAUGUAAUAAAGAAAACAAUUAUCAAAAGAACUCAGAGAGAGAGAGAGAGAGAGAGAGAGAGAGAGAGAGAGAGAGAGAGAGAGAGAGAGAGAGAGAGAGAGAGAGAGAGAGAGAGACGCCGAUGGCCAGGCACCAAGUGCUUACAUUAGAGGAGCAAGGACGAUUUACAAUCAGCUCCAUCUCCCCACAGGCCACAGCACAUCAAUUGGCCCAGCAGCAUAAUAAAUAGGAUAAAACCCCAGCAUAACAACUUGGUCUGAUUCUUUAUCUGCAGCGACCAUGCCACAUGAAAGAGACCGUUCAUAGACGGUGUAUAUGUUUACAUAAAGAUGAUUUGACACAGAGAGACAGACCGACAUGCAAACAGACUCACAAGCACUAGUUCAUACAAACGCUUGCACACACACACACAGAAUGAAGAGUCCCUGGUUUGAGAGAAGAGGACCAUUAUUUUGGGCAUGGCACAGAUCAUCAAAUGGAAGAAUUCCUAAACAAAUGAAGUGAAAAAAAUGUAACAGGUAGGAAAUCAGACAAGAAUCUUCAAAGACUGCUUUCUUCUUUAAUUCAGCUAGCAUCCUCUAAUUAGCUGUCCUAUUUUCAUGUCUCGGUAGAGUGCUGUCUCUCAUCCUUUCUUCCCUCUCUUCUUACUCUGUCUUUUAAGGAGAAUGACUCCCUUGUUCCCCAGCAGAGACUUGUGUUAUCAACAGGACACGUACCCAGAAAGAACAGGGUGACCCAAAUCCUCAAGUUUGCAUACUUUCAAAGCACUGAUGAGACACUGCUGAUUGGCUGGUCAGGCUGCGGUAAAGAGUGUGUUGAUUGGACAGAGAUAAGGUGGUGUUGUGUUUAUUGUAACAUCAAAUGCUUUAGCUUGGAUUUGUUUCACCUUUCCGUAAAUAUUUAUUAUUGUGUGUGUUUGUGCGUGUGUGUGCGUGUGUGUGUGCGUGUGUGUGUGUGUGUGUGUGUGUGCGCACGUCCGUGUGUCCAAUGCAAAAAUAAUACUUAAUUGGCAUGACAGCAGACUGGUGCAACUAUUUUGGAUUGCUUCUAAAUUUCUGAGACCUAAAUAUGACCAGGGUUUAGAUUCAAUCAUCAAUAAACAUCACAAACAACCAUCCAAGUGAAUGGUAGCUUGGUCUUCCGAGUGGAACACAAGGAAAAGGGAUUUUUUGAGAUGUUUAAAUCCAAAUGGCCAGCCUAAUCUCGUGCAGUUUAUUCUCUGUAUAAAUCCUUUAAUAUACCAAAUGAAAUGGAACUGGGAUGCCAUCAAAGCUUUCUCAAAAGCUGCAAGCUCAAAAGAGGAAAUAACUUACUAUGUAAAUAUAUGCACCACUGACAACUUUUACGGCCAGCAAAAUGGAUUUACUUAUUCAUGAUUUUUAACACACGCACACACACAGACACAACCGUUACAACAAUAUACACUGUAAGUGAUCAUUGAAUAACCACACUGAGACUACCAUGAAGCACCACAUCUCAGAAAGCCUGUUCACACACUCACACACACAAAACACACACAGAAACACACACAAAACACACACAAAGAAGACAGGAAUGAAAAGAGGAGUGUAAAUUCUCCUGAGCAUAAGGUGAUGAAAGAGUGUGUCGGAGGGAUAGAGCAGCUCUCAGAUCAAAGAGGCAGACGGGAGAUCAGUUGUUGACACUUGUCUGGUUUACCACUCUGAUGGCUGUCAAAAAAAAAAAACUUCUGGUUUACCACUCUGAUGGCUGUCUAAAAAAACACUUCUGGUUUACCACUCUGAUGGCUGUCUAAAAAAACACUUCUGGUUUACCACUCUGAUGGCUGUCUAAAAAAACACUUCUGGUUUACCACUCUGAUGGCUGUCUAAAAAAACACUUCUGGUUUACCACUCUGAUGGCUGUCUAAAAAAACACUUCUGGUUUACCACUCUGAUGGCUGUCUAAAAAAACACUUCUGGUUUACCACUAUGAUGGAUGUCAAAAAAAAAAGAAAUCUGGUUUACCACUCUGAUAGCUGUCUAAAGAAAACACUUCUGGUUUACCACUCUGAUGGCUGUCUCAAUACAAUGAAUGCUUUUAAAGCUAAAAUGUAUCUUUGAAAUGAAAGUCCAUUGCUUAUAGAAUAGAUAUUCUCCGAAGGUGUCUUUUUAGGACGGGGGAUUUGAGACAACAAGAGGAAAAGAAUCUCAACUGCUUCUAGGGACCAGAAUAAUACCUGUAUCUCUGUUUAUUGUUGUAGUGUAGUGUCUGGCUAGCGAAGGUCACUUCAGGUCCUUGUGGUUAUAGACUGAGAUGGAAACAUAAUUGUCCUUGUUAUGUCUGAGAAAAAUGUAGAUCUUAUGGCCUAAUAAUAGGUUGAAGAGGGAUGAUGAUUUGCCGACCAUUGCUCUUUGCGUUCUUAUUGAACACAAAAGGGCAUGAUCCCCCAGAAUUUAGGAAAACAGUACACAUUGAUCUGAAAAUGAAUCAAUUUAGUACACAGCUUUCAUGCUACCAGUCCACACAACUGGCAGUAGAAAUCAGUCCCUAGUUAAAAGAUAAGGACUGAAAUCAGCAGGACUGUGGCCCUCGAGAACCAGAGCUUUGCAGUGCACACCCCUCCACUAAACCUACAGUAUGAAGCUACUCCACUACCAUACACUGCCGCAGCCUCAAUGUACAGGACUAUAUGAUUUUAAAUGGAACCCGUGAAGGAUAACAUUGUGCCUGAGUUACCUCGACACUCAGGCUUUCAGACGGACAGAGUUGAGAUGGGGUGUAUUUACUGAGAUCAGAGUUUUGUAGAGUUUACUGUUGAUGGCCAUGUGAGAUCCUGUCAGCUCUGGGAGGAUGAUGGAUGGCUGAGGGAGUAAAAAAGUUCACUCUACCUCUCUCCGAGGCUGAGUCCCAAAUGGCCCCUCUUCCCCACAUAGUGCCCGACUUUUGACUAUAGCCCCAUAGGCCCUGAUCAAAAGUAGUGCAGUAUAAAGGGGAGAGGGUGCCAUUUGGGACGCAGCCUUGUGCCAGUCUAUAUUAUACCACUGCUCUACUGACUUGGCUUGCUUGGUUUGGUGCCCCUACAGCGUUACACUCACACCUUUAAUGGAGCUUCCCUUGUCAAAGGGAGGUCACCGUCAGGUCCUGGCCUGUCGUGGGCUAAAGCUGGGGCCUUCAGGCUAUGGCUGACCUGGGCUGGUGCGUUGCUGAGGUCUAAACACCAAAUAGUCUUAGGAGACGUAGUUCACUCAAAGUAGAAAAUGUACCUCGUGUUUUGGCUACCUAAAGAAUAGUUGAUGAACUAGGACUCAGUGACCCAAGAUUUGGGUUGGUUAGCUUAGCUUAGCAUAAGCAUAGUUGAAGGUAUCAAUGGGAAUGGUAGCUAGGAACCCUGUUAGCAUGUUAGCAGCUAGCUGGAGUCUGGCUUGAUCUCUCUCAUGUUCUCACUGUGCUAAUGAAGUAUCCAGAGACAAUAAGCAGUGACAACAUGCUGUGUUUGAGGAUGUAUUUGGUGAGUGUGCUUGCUUUUUGGAUUUGAUCAAGAAAGAUUAGCGAAGUAAACGUUACCGUCUUCUCUCUUUUUCUUCCUCUCUCUCUCUCCCCCUCCCUUCUCUCACAGCAGAGCUUAUGUACACGGUGGAGCUGGCGGGAGGCUUGGGGGCCAUCUUGUUGCUGUUGAUCUGCCUCGUGACCCUCUACAAGUGCUAUAAGAUGGAGCUCAUGCUCUUCUACAGGAACCAUUUUGGCAGCGAGGACAUCGACGGAGGUAAGAUACUCUCUCAAGUCACACUAGGGCCAACAGCACUUCCCAUUAUAAGCCCUAAAUUAAGUCUACAGUACACUCUUAGAAAAAAAGGGUUCCAAAAGGGUUCUUCGGCUGUCCCCAUAGGAGAACCCGUCUUUUUUAAUGUGGCUAUUGCUCGAAAGAGGAUUUUAAUGUAAUUAUAAAGGUAGGAAGAUGUGUUUUUCUACAAAUCCUAACUUGAGAUAGAAAUAAGAACGUAAGGGUUCUAAAUUGAACAGCAAUAGAUUCUAAUUGUGAGGAUGAGUUAAGAAUAGUGAAUGAGUUAAGGAUGAGUAUUCAUCAAUCUGGUCUGGCGGUUUCAUUUGAUUUCCGUUAAUGAGUCUUUCAAGUGGAGGGCUAGGGUUACAAUGAAUUCAGUGAACAAGAUUACUUUUGGGGUGUCUGAAGGAUGCCGUGUGGAGACUGGAGAGUGUCAUUAGCCGAGAAAGGUAUCCUCCGCUUUGCUCUUUUCCUCCCCCAGCCCUCCGUUUCCCACCAAUCACUUUGUCUUGAUUGUUGAUGCAUCAGACAUGUCUGUGAAAGUCAUUACCAGGCCUGUAGUGUGUUGGGCUUUGGGACAGAAGUGGAGGCUUUGAAAUAAUAGAAGGUUUCAAGGCAGAUAAAAAAUGUUGGCGCCACAGAGGAGAGAAAAGGGAACCAGAGCCUUAAACCUAAUGCUAAACAGCAAUUGUCUCCUUUAAUUGCGCCACCCGAGUGAGCAGAGAGGAGAGGGAAAGAGAUUUUCAAUUUGCUCUCUGUUUAAAGGGAUCAGUUUCAAUAAGCCACAUAGUGUUGCCCAUGGCCGUGGCUCCCUUGAGAGAAGAUGGAAAGACACAUACUUUCUCUUUAACGCUCAGGACCGGGUGAUUACUCCUUCCCUGGAUUGUAUUCCCCCCUCGUCCCUCAAGCUCCUCUUUCAUUGGCCACAAGGACUUUUACUUCAUGACCAUCACAAGCCAUUCAGGAAAAGCCUUUUUCCCCUCUCUCUCUUCUCUGUGUCUGACUGACAACAGCAGAAUUAUCAGGUUCGGUUAAAAGCGGUUCUAAGUCUCUGUUCGUAUGGGUGUUUGCUGGGGUUGUAUUGCAUAACGACCACACACACUUUACAGAUGCAUGAGCUUGUCGAGUUGUGACUUGAACGUAACCCUUAUUAGCAUAUCAUUACAUUUUUACAUUUUAGUCAUUUAGCAGACGCUCUUAUCCAGAGUGAGUGCAUACAUUAUUAUUUUUUUAAUUUUUUUUCAUACUGGCCCCCCCCGUGGGAAUCGAACCCACAAUCCUGGCGUUGCAAACGCCAUGCUCUACCAACUGAGCUACAUCCCUGCCGGCCAUUCCCUCCCCUACCCUGGACCAAUUGUGCGCCGCCCCAUGGGUCUCCCGGUCGCGGCCGGCUACGACAGAGCCUGGAUUCGAACCAGGAUCUCUAGUGGCACAGCUAGCACUGCGAUGCAGUGCCUUAGACCACUGCGCCACUCGGGGACCACCAUAUAAUGCUGUAUAUGAUUGUAGCGGCAGGUAGCUUAGUGGUUAAGAGCGUUGUGCCAGUAACCGAAAGGUCGCUGGUUCUAAUCCCCGAGCUGACUAUGUGGAAAAAUCUGUUGAUGUGCCCUUGAGCAAGGCACUUAACCCUAAUUGCUCAUGUAAAUGCUUUGACUUUAUUUAAAUCAUGCAGUAGGUUGAACUUGAUCAUCACUUAGGGAUGAGCAAUGACUUAACAUAAAGAUAACAAAUACCUUAUCUCUUAUUAUAAACAGAACUUAUGUAGGAAUGCUAAUGAGCCCAACUCCCCCUGCAGUUUUUUAGCUUUCAUGGCUAAUGAUGUAGGUUGCACUAUAUUCAAAACAAUGUGGAAGGAGCCCAGAGGUUCCUGCUAAAAGUCCCUGAACACUCUUUUUAAUAGCAAGUUCAAAAGUUCUCUCACUAUCUGUGGGCCUGCCAGUACGCAUAUGCAGCCACAGCUAUGGAUGGAUGUAAACAAUGUAUGCAUCAGUCAUGGCCUUUUACUUCCGAGUCAGUGAGUGGGAUGGAUGGAUGCUGAGGGAGGUGGAACACGCGGGACGGAAACAGUUCCCCUUCUCAGCCCUCUUAAGUUUGCCUCAUUGGACCUCAGAGAGGAAGGAGAGGAGGGAGAGGAAGGAGUCACUGGUGGAGAUUGAUUAUUCCUCCUCCGAAUCUCACCCAUACCUGCUCUCUCUCUUUCUCUCUCUCUUUCUCUCUCACUCCUUCACACAGUAACCACUCAGAGAUGAGUGAUUCAGUUCUACUGAAAUAGAUUCUGAUCUACCUACAUGCUGUUUCUCUCUUAAAGGGGCCGUUGCACUUUUACUGUAUAGAAAGAUAUUUUUAUAUAGGUUCAGAUUCCUCCUCUUCUCUCCUCUUAUCUCUUCUCUUUUCUUGUCCCCUCCCUCCCAUCCCCUCUCCUCCUCUCUUCUCCACUCCUCUCUUCCUCGCCUCAUCUCUCCUCCUCUCCUCUCUUCCUGUCCUCUUCCCUCCUCUCCUCACAUCUCUUCUCCCCUCCUCCUUUCCCCUCCUCUCUUCCUCAUCUCUCUUCCUCUCCUCUACUCUCUGUGUUGUCGGGACCCCAUCCUGGUCUAACAGCUCCCCUCCAGUAGGUACAAGGUUCUGAAGGACUGCAGUCUGUGGAUUAUCCCUUUCCCUGUGGUAAUAAGAGAGGUUUAAACCCCCUCUCUAAUGAGUUUACCUGAGGGACACCACAGAGGAGGAGGGAGGGAGAGAGAGAAGAGAGAGAGAGAGAGAGAGAGAGAGAGAGAGAGAGGAGAUAGAUAGAGAGAGGAGAGCUAUAGAGAUAGAGAGAGAGAGAGAGUAGAGAUCGUAGCUCGACGAGCCGCUCGCUGCUCAUCUACGCGCUCGUUCCUCUUCUAUAUCGUCUUCCUCUCGCGAUAUAGAGCGCGCCUCUCACUUUUGUUGUCUCUAGUCCCUGGGGAACCCCUCUCUUCUCUUGUGUCUCUCCCUCUAUUCCACUUCCUCUGGCUCGUUGCCGCCGCAGCUUUCCUGCUUUGUGUCUCAUUGAAGUGCGCCGAAGCCGGAGCCGCUCCUCUCUUCUCUCUCCUGCACGGGGAAAACAUUACCACUAUCACCUCCCAUGUUGGGCUUUUCUCCUCGCCGUUUAAUCCUUUCAAAUCCUGCAUCAAUCAUAUUUUUCAUGUGACUGGCUGCCGUGCAGAUAAAGGAUGUGUCGGGGCCAUUUUGUGCCUAGGGAAGCGUUCAGUUUCCUACCUUAGCCCAGUCACAGUGAACACAGUGACAUUGUUUGGCAAAAGAGGCUGGAUUGUAAUAAAAUGUACCCAGAGGAGUGGGAGCUGGCAGUGAGGUCAGUCAGUGUGACGCAGUUAUCAUGUUUCUUCCUGCUGUUCCGCUAUGCAGAGAGAGCUAAGAUACUGUACAUCUUCACCACGUUGAUAGUCUGCAAAUCUGUCAUGGUUAUCGAUCCCUGACCAUGUGACCUGACCAGGAGAAACAGACCAAUGACAAGUUGCCCUACUUAUGAUGACAUGGGUUUGGUCGUGGUGCGUGAUGUCUGUGUCAUAUGAUAACUAAAAAUAACCAAUGCAGUCAUGAGAAGUCCAGAAGUACAAUUGAGUCAGAAGCCUUAUUGAGUCUGAAGCCCUAUUGAGUCUGAAGCACUAUUGAGUCUGAAGCCCUAUUGAGUCUGAAGCCCUAUUGAGUCAGAAGCCCUAUGGAGUCAGAGUAGUCUGUGUGACUAAUAUCCUCUAUAGUGAAGUAAUGGACUGGUCUGUGUGACUAAUAUCCUCUAUAGUGAAGUAAUGGACUGGUCUGUGUGACUAAUAUCCUCUAUAGUGAAGUAAUGGACUGGUCUGUGUUACUAAUAUCCUCUAUAGUGAAGUAAUGGACUGGUCUGUGUGACUAAUAUCCUCUAUAGUGAAGUAAUGGACUGGUCUGUGUGACUAAUAUCCUCUAUAGUGAAGUAAUGGACUGGUCUGUGUGACUAAUAUCCUCUAUAGUGAAGUAAUGGACUGGUCUGUGUGACUAAUAUCCUCUAUAGUGAAGUAAUGGACUGGUCUGUGUUACUAAUAUCCUCUAUAGUGAAGUAAUGGACUGGUCUGUGUGACUAAUAUCCUCUAUAGUGAAGUAAUGGACUGGUCUGUGUUACUAAUAUCCUCUAUAGUGAAGUAAUGGACUGGUCUGUGUUACUAAUAUCCUCUAUAGUGAAGUAAUGGACUGGUCUGUGUUACUAAUAUCCUCUAUAGUGAAGUAAUGGUCUGGUCUGUGUGACUAAUAUCCUCUAUAGUGAAGUAAUGGACUGGUCUGUGUUACUAAUAUCCUCUAUAGUGAAGUAAUGGACUGGUCUGUGUUACUAAUAUCCUCUAUAGUGAAGUAAUGGACUGGUCUGUGUGACUAAUAUCCUCUAUAGUGAAGUAAUGGACUGGUCUGUGUUACUAAUAUCCUCUAUAGUGAAGUAAUGGACUGGUCUGUGUGACUAAUAUCCUCUAUAGUGAAGUAAUGGACUGGUCUGUGUGACUAAUAUCCUCUAUAGUGAAGUAAUGGACUGGUCUGUGUUACUAAUAUCCUCUAUAGUGAAGUAAUGGACUGGUCUGUGUUACUAAUAUCCUCUAUAGUGAAGUAAUGGACUGGUCUGUGUUACUCCUGUAGAUAAUAAGGACUAUGAUGCCUAUCUAUCCUACUCCAAAGUGGACCCGGACCAGUGGAGUCAGGAGACCCGUGAGGAGGAACGCUUCGCCCUGGAGAUCCUCCCCGACGUCCUGGAGAGGCAUUAUGGGUAUAAACUGUUCAUUCCAGACAGGGACUUGAUCCCGACCGGAAGUAAGUUUUGUACGUUUUUGGUUUAUUUCCUGUUUAAAUCUGUUUCUAAUGUUGUCGUUUUGUUGUGUAUAUAUCACGUGACACAUUUUUGCAUCUUACUUUAACAUGUUAAUUACAACGUAACAGCAUGUAGCAUUCAGCCGUGGAUUUUGAGUUGUCUGUGGUAUAGCUGAAAAUGUGUAAUUAGUGGGUAAUAAUCAACCUUGUAAUUAUAUUGCAUUGAUCCAGUCUAAAUCAUAUCUUUAUGAAAGCUGUCUCACAACCAAUCAAAGGGGAUUUCUGCAUGUUUGACUGCAGUUUACUGGUACACACUUUGCACCUGUGAUAGGAUCAUGAUAUUAGAUGAUAAUGCAUCACGAUCACUGAUACUAUUCCAGUACUCUCAAUUAGAAUCCUUUUCUUUGCUUUUGCUCAUUUGUGUCACAUUCUUGUCUGUCACAUUUGUCAUGGUAACGGUUUAUUUCCUAUCAGUUUGUGUCGAUGUUACGAUUUGAGUCAGUUUGACUUAAAUGUUUGUGUUGUUAGGGGGACUGUGUUAAUAUGGGAUAAGUGGCACUAACCCAGAGCUAAAAUACAGACCUUCUAAGGACAUUUGUUCUCUUCUAAGACCUCAAAAGUCAAUGGAUUUGUCUCGAGGCAAAUUAACCUAUUUUUUUCUGAGGCAAAUAAAGUUAUUUGUUUCAUUCAAAAUGUAUGCUAUGUUGAAAGUUUGAGUAUAAAGUACUCAAUGGAAAUAAUAGUGUUCAUAGCCAAUGAAUUGUUUAAAAUGCAUCUAUUACAAUGUAAUACAUAGUAUAUAGACUGACAGAGUCUCCUUCGGUCCUUAUGCCACAACUCCCAUAUUAAACUGGGAUAAACGUGUUUUGUUAUCAUUAGAAAGAAAAGGCGGAGUUGAGAGAAACUAAGCACAGUUUAUCUAAGUAACUUAUUUAAGUCCCCUGACUCUAACUUCCUCUGAUGCCUUUCUGCAAAUCUACCUGAUCGCACCUUUUGAAUGUUGAACUAUUUAUGUUUAGGUUUCACCAAUGAUCAUUUCCAGGACGAUUCAAGACUCCUUAGAGGUACUCUCAUUCCCCCAGCCACUUACCAUUACUUGUGUCAGCAACUAGCCAUAACCAGCCUCACCCAUCGUGUGAGAGAGAGAGAGAGAGAGAGAGAGAGAGAGAGAGAGAGAGAGAGAGAGAGAGAGAGAGAGAGAGAGAGAGAGAGAGAAGAGAGAGAGAGAGAGAGAGAGAGAGAGAGAGAGAAGAGAGAGAGAGAGAGAGAGAGACUUUGUGUUAAAGUCCAAUUACAGAGAACAUCCAGACUGACUUAUCAUAGUGAGGUGAUGAGAGGGCUUUGUUGCUGCCUGCUCCUUCUAAUCAGCCUGCUCUCUGGCUCUCCUCUAUCCCCAGGGGCUCAGCUGAGCAUAAGGCAUGAAAGAGAAAAGGCCAUUUGAGUUUUAACCUCCCCAUGGAGAGGGAGGGAGAUGUAGAGGGCUGCACAAGGAGAGGGAGGGAGAUGUAGAGGGCUGCACAAGGAGAGGGAGGGAGAUGUAGAGGGCUGCACAAGGAGAGGGAGGGAGAUGUAGAGGGCUGCACAAGGAGAGGGAGGGAGGGUGAUGUACAGGGCUGCACAAGGAGAGGGAGGGAGGGUGAUGUAGAGGCUGCAACAAGGAGAGGGAGGGAGGGAGGGAGGGAGGGAGGGAGGGAGGAGGGAGGGAGGGAGGGAGGGAGGGAGGGAGAUGGCUGCACAAGGGGAGGGAGGGAGGGAGAUGUAGAGGGCUGCACAAGGAUUGGGAGGGAGGGAGGGAGGGAGGGAGGGAGGGAGGGAGGGAGGGAGGGAGGGAGGGAGGGAGGGAGGGAGGAUGGAGAUGUAGAGGGCUGCACAAGGAGAGGGAGAAAGUGAGGGAGGGAGAUGUAGAGGGCUGCACAAGGAGCGGGAGGGAGGGAGGGAGAUGUAGAGGGCUGCACAAGGAGCGUGAGGGAGGGAGGGAGGGAGGGAUGUAGAGGGCUGCACAAGGGGAGGGAGGGAGGGAGGGAUAGUGAGGGAGGGAGGGGGAGAGAGAGAGAUGGCCAGCCCUGUUGUCUCAGAGAGCAGCACCUCUCACAGUAGGGGCUCUUUGAUUAGAAAGGGAAGCAUAGUUCAUCCUGUCAACCUGUAGUGGAAGAGCCUGAGUGUUUGUUUCUGACAGGCCCCCAGCAGCCUCACUAACAGCAGGCUUUAGCAACCUCUGCUCUUCUGGCAUGUAGGGCACACGCACAUUGGCUAAAUUUGGCUCGAUGAUUUAUACUGUUACAAACGAGAAACACUGUGUUUAGAAACGGCAGCUUGUAUAGUGUAUGUUAGAGUGUGUUUCACUACACAUCCAUGCACGUGCAUACACACACACAAGACACACACACACGACACACACACACACACACACACACAAGACACUAGCUCUUUCUCUCCUUUUCACUUUAUCUCUCUCUCCCUCUCUCUCUCUCACAUACAAACACCUACCCACAGAUCCAUUUCUCUCAUAUUGUUAUCACUAUUGAGUUAUUGUGACUCAGUAGGUCUGUAAUAGCCAUUAGAGCAGCAGGUUAGAACAUUCAGUAUAACAAGGCUAUGGGCUCUGAUAGGUCAACCUAUUGUCUGAUGUUGUGUUUGUGUGUCUUGUGGUUUUUGGCUUAUUUCCCAUUCUCUCUGUUUUUCUCAAUAUUGGCUUAUUUAUUUAUUUUUAACGUAAAAUGCAUGCUCUAUGUCCUGUUAUGAUGCAUUAGAUUUAAAGGCAACACUUCCAUUUAAAUAUCCUAUUUAGCUAGUCAAACUCAAUAAAAUGCAAUAGCAGGCAGCAUCAACAAGUGGAUGAUAGACCAUAUCUUACAUACUAUACAUACAGACUAGAAUAUGUGAUAUAUUUAUAUGAUAUAUGAUAUAUUUAGCUGUAUUAUUAUUUUGAAUACGGUAAUAUUUAUUCCGUUCUUGGCCUUUUUUAAAGAGCUUAAGUCUUUCCCCCCUUCUGUAUCUCUUCGCCUCUUCGCUCUUGUAUUCCCCCCGCUUCUGUAAAUAAAAGUUCCCUAAAUCUCGUAUCGAAGGGAUUAAAUCAACUCUCUCGAUCCUCUCUCCCAACUUCUGACCGUCUCCUUCUCCCUCUGUAUCCUUCUCUUCCUAAAAACUGUAUCAACUCUCUGUAAAGCCUCUCUCUGUAUCUCUCCUUCCCCUCCCUCUCUCCUUAAUCCCUCUCUCCUUCCCUCCCUCCUCUCUGUAUCCCUCUCCCUUCCCUCCCCUUCUCUCUUAUCCUCUCCUUCCCUCCCCUCUCUCUCUGUAUCCCUCUCCUUCCCCCCCCUCUCUCUCUGUAUCCCUCUCCUUCCCUCCCCUCUCUCUCUGUAUCCCUCUCCUUCCCUCCCCUCUCUCUCUGUAUCCCUCUCCUUCCCUUCCUCCCCUCUUUCUCUCACUCCCUCUCCUUCCCUCUCUCCAGCCUAUAUCGAGGAUGUGGCGCGCUGUGUGGACCAAUCCAAGCGCCUCAUUAUCGUCAUGACACCCAAUUAUGUGGUGCGGCGUGGUUGGAGCAUCUUCGAGCUGGAGACCCGCCUCCGGAACAUGCUGGUCACCGGGGAGAUCAAGGUGAUUCUGAUUGAGUGUGCCGAGCUGCAUGGCAUCAUGAACUACCAGGAAGUGGAAGCGCUCAAACACACCAUCAAGAUGCUGACCGUCAUCAAGUGGCGUGGCCCCAAGAGCAACAAGCUCAGCUCCAACUUCUGGAAACACCUGCAGUACGAGAUGCCCUUCAAGCACAUGGAGCCCAUCAUCAGCAACGAGCAGGUGCUGGACGUCAGCGAGCAGGGCCCCUUCGGCGAGCUCCAGACCGUCUCCGCCAUCUCCAUGGCAGCAGCCACCUCCACCGCCAUGGCCACGGCGCACCCGGACUUGCGGAGCACCUUCCACAACUCCACUCUCAACUACCACACCCAGAUGAGGCAGCAGAAACAUUACUACCGCAGCUACGAGUACGACAUGCCCCCCGGCGGCACACUGCCUCCCCUCUCCACCCUGGGUAACCAGCACACCUACUGCAACAUCCCUAUGACUCUGAUCAACGGACAGAGGCCCCACGGCCAGGCCAGGACACCCAGAGAACAGAGCAUCGAGGAGGCACACGCCAAUAACGUCAUGCUACCGCUGCUGCCACGCGAGACCAGUAUAUCCAGUGUCAUCUGGUGA